Phaedon cochleariae (mustard beetle) is the source of this 1386-nucleotide messenger RNA. NCBI's taxonomy places the organism in Eukaryota, Metazoa, Arthropoda, Insecta, Coleoptera, Chrysomelidae. The record is from the annotation of a GenBank genome assembly.
AUGGUCGUAAAACUGCAAGAAGUCGAGCCAUCUGCAACUAAAAAAACGGUGGUGAAGAAAUUAGAUUCUAUGCGUGGAUGUUUCCGUAAAGAAGCGAAAAAAGUGAAAGCAUCGAAGACUACAGGAACAGGUGCUGAUGAUGUCUAUGUACCUCAUUUAUGGUACUACGAACACCUCCUCUUUUUAAGCGAUCAAGAAAUAGCUAGGGACAGUAUUUCAAACAUGACUGAAUCUACUGAGAAGAUGCAGAUGAGUACUUCAAGGCAAUCGCAGGUUGAUUCAGAUAUUGAUGCAGACUCAUCACAUGACUCAACUCCUGCUGAUACGGCAAUUGAAGAAGUUGGGGACCAUACAAGACCUCUUCCAAGAACUUCAUUUGCCCGUCGAGGAGCUGUACCGGUAACGAUUCCUAAUACGAAGAAAGUGAAAAAGACAAAACAUGAUGACAUCAUGAAACAACUGGAAGUUGAACUGAAUAAACCUGAAGACGACGAUGACAUUAUAGGACGAAACAUUGCAAAUAAACUUCGGAGGCUGCCUGCUGAAAUCAAAAUCGUUACCGAAAAACUAAUAAUGGACGUGUUAUAUGAAGCUUUCUUGGGAAAUAUAAAUAAAUUUACAAGAAUAACUUUCAAUAACCACAAUGCUGCUGUUCUUGAAAAUCGAUCAUCAGGGAGCUCAUCCUUGGGAACCUAUGGUACCCACUUCCCACCGGUCGUUCCUCAGGACUCUAGCGAUUGGCCACUGGGUGAUGCUGUUAUUAGCAAAAAACCUCGAGCUUUGACGACACUCAAAGAAGAUAGCCCGCUCAGUAUAAGCGAGCACUGUACUGAGUGUAAGUUUUUAUUCGCAAAACGUGGGAACAAGAGGAAUGAUAAAUUAACUAAAAAUUAUAAAGAAACUUUGGAAAUGACUCAAGAAUACGAAGAAGGCAACAGCGAAUUAGGAUCUUUGAUUAUGUCUAAUACAGAUAAUGAUAUUCAAGCAAAACCUGGCAAUCAGAGGACUGGGAAUAAUGAAUUCAAAAAAGCUAGUGCAAGCAAUAUAGGCACAGAGGCAGCUAGAGUAUCUAGCGGAAGCCUAAAACAAUUCUCUGAAGCCAAAGAAACAAUUAUUAACUUUCUAAGUUCCUCUAAAGGAAGUACGAACAGGAAAAAAGUAGCGACAGAAUCACUGGAACAAAUGACCAAUGCCUUCACUGAGUUAAUGACAUACAUCACCCAGAAGGCCACAGAAAAAAGAGUAACUGAGAAACUAGCUGACUUACAUGAUAAAUUAGACAUAAGUAGUGGGAGAAUUGACACUAUUAAGAAACCAACAUACGCAGAAAAAGUAGUCGGCAGUGCAAAUUUUAAGUCAGGAAAAAUACCUUCAGGAAACGGAUAG